Messenger RNA from Lacerta agilis (Sand lizard), 1900 nucleotides. RefSeq names its product FAM161 centrosomal protein B (gene FAM161B). The record is from RefSeq and is a predicted model, not a curated record. The transcript has 8 exons. NCBI's taxonomy places the organism in Eukaryota, Metazoa, Chordata, Lepidosauria, Squamata, Lacertidae. Gene Ontology annotation, biological process: cilium organization. The coding region runs from base 59 to 1885 and encodes 608 amino acids. Gene Ontology annotation, cellular component: cilium.
GCACGGCGAGCUGGUAGCGGCGGAGCGCUGCGGGCGGCGCAGCAGGUGCUAGGGAGCGAUGACAGUGUCGGAACCUCAGGGGGCCGCGGGCGGGGCCGAAGCGGUGCUCCCGAAGGAAGAUAUUCGACGGGUGUUUCCAAUUAAAGCACAGUCUCCAGACUUGCAACUGGGUAGUAAUGUUUCUCGGCCUGAUGGCGGUGAGCUGCUAGAUUUCCUCCAGUCAGAGGAACAAUUAGUAGGUGCCUCGAAUUCAGGAGAGGAUUUUUACGACUCGCUUCAGGCCCUCAAAAGGAAAAACAGACAAUGUUUGUUAGAACUAGGUCUGAUGUACCAGGUACAGUUGGAAAACCACCAGGAACCACCAGAGGAGAACAAGGAGCUGGAAGACUUUUUCCAGGAAAAUGGAAGAUUGACAUUGCCUUCAAAGUUCCAUGAAGCUUUGAGAUCUGGCAACCUAAGAAGGUUCAAUUCGUUGACUAACAUCACCGCCGAUAACCCAAAAGAUGAGCAAUAUCAUCAUUCGUUUCUUCAGUCCUUUUCAAGAUCAAAGAGUGCUUCAGCUACAUGGAUCUCCUCUAUCACUGUCCCUCAACCCUUCAAUAUGACACUUCGAGAAGCUCGCAGAAAGUUGAAGUCCCAUUCAUUGUUUGAAAUUGAAUCAGCUGAAUACAAAAGGCAAAGCCUAGAAGAAGCUGAAUGUCAGAAACAGUUCAGAGCACAACCUGUGCCUGCUCACAUCUAUCUGCCACUCUACCAAGAAAUAAUGGAAAAGAAUGAAAUUCGCAGACAAGUGGAAACACAAAAGAGGAGAGAACUGCUCCUUUCAAUGCAAAAACCCUUCAGUUUUCAGGAAAAAGAAGAAAAACGAAAGGAGGUGAUCAGGCAGAAUAUGCUAGAAGUAUUGACUCCAGUUGAGAAAUUAGUGCCAAAAGUCAGGAAGAAGAUCCCCAAGUCCACCUAUGAACCAAUGUUUGGGGAUAAACUCAAAGAAGCUGAACUAUUACGAAAAAUCCGUAUUCAGAUGAGAGCCAAGGAUUUAUUGGAAAGUUCCUGGGCUCCUAUUGAGCUUGGCAAGAGAAAAAAACGACCCCAAAUUACCUCUGUAAACAGGGAGAAAAAACUGAGCUUUCUGCAGGAUAACUUCAGUUUUAAACCAAGAAUCAAUACAUCUGUGCCUGACUUUGAAGGACUUUACUGGGCAUUCCAGAGAGAAGCUUUAAGCAAACGAGAAAUCAAAGAAACAACUCAUAAUAAACCAUUCAGACUGAGAACAUCUAAUCUCUGUUGCAAACAUCAAGUGCCUAAUCAGGCGAUGAUGGAUUUUCAACAACCUUCCAGGGCACCAAUACAAAGGAGUCGGUCUUUGAAUUACCUUUCAUCCCUCUCCUCCAACACACUUCCAAUAUAUAUCACAGAUGCAGUGAGAAAGAGACAGUCUGCUAUUAAACGCCUUCAAGAAGAUAAAAAAUACAAGGAAAAUGAAGGAGCUCGUUGGGCAGAGUUGCAGAGAAAGAGAGGUCAAGCUAUGCAUAAGUCUCUGAACUGCCGAGCAAAAGCUUUGGAUCCACAUAAAAGCUUGGAGGAAACACACAGAGAAAAGCUGAAGCAAAACUGGCAAAAUGACCGAAAAAGAACACAAGAGUAUAAAAAGGAACUAGAAGAGAUGAAGUUGCGAGUCAAAAACAGACCAUAUAUGUUUGAACAGAUCACAAAGCAAGGUGCCCGUCAGGGGGCAGAGAGGCUUUUUCGAGACACCUUGCAGCAGUUUGGGUUGAAUGAAGAAUUUGUGAAAAGCAAAGGAAGAGACUCCACUGACCUAGUAGGGAAGGAGCAGUCUGAAUCACAAAGGUAUUUAAAGAACAGAAAAUCACCAGUAGCUUCGUAAAAAAAUAGUCUCUAC